Messenger RNA from Phialemonium atrogriseum, 1825 nucleotides. Its product is annotated as aspartic peptidase domain-containing protein. The transcript is spliced from 3 exons. Gene Ontology annotation, molecular function: aspartic-type endopeptidase activity. Gene Ontology annotation, biological process: proteolysis. NCBI's taxonomy places the organism in Eukaryota, Fungi, Ascomycota, Sordariomycetes, Cephalothecales, Cephalothecaceae. Bases 198 to 1727 code for a protein of 509 amino acids. The record is from RefSeq and is a predicted model, not a curated record.
GAUCUCCCUUGGGUUUUCUUCCUCUGUUAUCGCCCCCUCUCAAUAAGCCAAGUGGCACUUGACUUAGUUGUACUGUUGUACUUGGUGUGCAAAAGCCUGCGACAACAUUCUCCAGUGUUCGCCUGAGGUCGAGCCCAUACCUAAUCGCUCGGCGCGCCGGAUCUCCGCAGCCUCGCGAACUUGGCACGAUUCGAAAGAUGAAAGCGGCAGCCGUACUGGCUGUCGGCGCAUACCUUACCUGUUCGGUCGGUGCAAAAAAUCCUGGAGGAAUAGUGCAAUGGGGCAUUGAGAGGAAACAGGCGCCGCCAAAGGGGUUGUACAAGCGAGCAUCCACGUACGAGGAGAUCAUUACCAACGAGCUGCAGCGGGGUGGUUAUUUCGCGACCUGUUCAGUUGGCACCCCCGGCCAGAACUUGACCCUUCAGCUGGACACUGGCAGCAGUGACACAUGGGUUCCAGACUCGGAUGCAGAGGUUUGCCACGAUACUCAAAAUAACCCCCAAGGUUGCACCUUUGGAACCUUCGACUCGAGCCUCUCAACGUCAUUCAAAACUGUCGGCUCCGACAAGUUUGACAUUGGGUAUGUUGACGGGACCUAUUCGAAAGGCGACUAUUUCACCGAUGCUUUCGAGAUUGGCGGAGCCACCGUUGGGAAUGUCACCAUGGGUCUGGGACUCGACACAGAUAUUUCCUAUGGACUGGUGGGGAUUGGAUAUGCUCUGAAUGAGGCUAUCGUUGGUGGUGCGAAGUCGGUGUACCCCAACUUGCCCGUCACCAUGAUGAACGAGGGCUUGAUCAACACCAUCGCCUACAGUUUGUGGCUGAACGACCUGGAUGCGGCCACGGGCAAUAUCCUUUUCGGGGGUAUUGACACAAAGAAAUAUGUCGGCGACUUGACCCGCAUCAAUAUCUCCCCAGACAGCCAAACCGGGCUUCACAACUCCUUCCUCGUCCCACUCACCUCGCUCCACGCCGUUAGCCCCAGUGGAAACGAUACGCUUGCUUCGCGUCAAUUUCCGAUUCCCGUGGUUCUCGACUCUGGAACCACCCUCUCCUACCUUCCUACCGACAUUGCCAUGCAGAUCUGGAACGAGGUGGGCGCCAUUUACUCCCGCGACAUGGACCUGGCUCUCAUCCCUUGCAGCAUGGCAAGCAGCAAGGGAUACUUCUCGUUCGGCUUCGCCGGUCCCGACGGGCCCGAGAUCCACGUCAAGAUGGACGAGCUCGUCUUAGAUUUGACGUCCGGCCCCCCGCUGAACUUCGCCUCGGGGCCUUAUCGCGGUCAGGCGGCCUGCGAGUUCGGCAUCCAGAACUUCAGCCGCGACCCAUUCCUCUUAGGCGACACCUUCCUGAGGUCGGCGUACGUAGUCUAUGACCUGGUCAACCACCAGAUCGGCAUCGCGGCCACCGACUUCAACGCCACCGACUCGGAGAUCGUGCCCUUCCCCAGCCUCUCGGCGCACAUCCCCAGCGCCACGGCCGCGCGGAACCAGGGCCAGGUCACCGCUAGACCGUCGGUCACUAUGCCGACGUACGCGGCCCUCGACGGGUUCAGGGAUUCCACGACGGCGGCGGCGGGUGGCGAUGGUGGCGGUGGGAGCGGUAGUACCGGGGGUUCGAAGAACGCGGGCGCACUGCUGGAGCCAUUCGGCUUUACACACCUCGCUGUGCUGAGUGUUGUAAUGGGCUCUGUAGUGGCCGGCUCGGGUUUAUUCCUCCUGUUCUGAGAAUUUGGCAGGUGCGGAGCUCAUGAAAGGGUUGGCUUGAUAUGUUAGUAGGAAGGUCGGUACUGAGCGUUAGUGAUGGCUGUUGGAGGUUAUACCCA